Drosophila kikkawai is the source of this 1111-nucleotide messenger RNA. RefSeq names its product Glutathione S transferase E14 (gene GstE14). The record is from RefSeq and is a predicted model, not a curated record. Gene Ontology annotation, molecular function: glutathione transferase activity. Gene Ontology annotation, biological process: glutathione metabolic process. Lineage: Eukaryota; Metazoa; Arthropoda; Insecta; Diptera; Drosophilidae.
UUAAAAGCAUGAAUAAAGUUCUUAGUUAUAGGAAUAUAAAGUAUGUUUUUACUUUAAAAAUAAUGUAUGCAAGCUAAUAUUUAAGUCAGAAUAUUAUUUUAUUUAAAAUGUUCAUUGUAUACUCCCCACAGCUGUCUCAAGACAGUCCCUGCAGUCGCGUUUAGUCACUGAUCGGCUUUCAUUGCGCUCGCUCCUUUGUUUUUCUACCUGAUCUGUGCGAGAUGUCUCAACCCAAGCCGAUUUUGUACUAUGACGAUCGCAGUCCGCCGGUUCGCAGCUGUCUUAUGUUAAUUAAACUGCUGGAUAUCGAUGUGGAGCUUCGUUUUGUGGAUCUUUUCAAGGGCGAGCAAUUCCAGAAAGACUUCUUGGCGAUAAAUCCCCAGCAUAGCGUUCCUACUCUGGUCCAUGAUGAUCUCGUACUGACCGAUAGCCAUGCCAUACUCAUCCACCUGGCGGAAAAGUUCGACGAGGGUGGCAGUCUGUGGCCCAAGGAGUAUGUCCCACGAAUGAAAGUCCUGAACCUCCUGCUCUUCGAGUGCUCCUUUCUGUUCCGUCGCGAUAGUGAUUUUAUGUCUGCUAUUGUUCGCCAGGGAUUCGCCCAUGUGGAUGUGGCUCACCAUGAACGCAAGCUGACCGAGGCAUAUGGCAUCAUGGAGGGCUACCUGGAAAAGAGCAACUACAUGGCCGGGGAGCAGCUGACGCUCGCCGACUUCUCCCUGGUGACCACAUUGAGCACCGUCAAUCUCAUGUUUCCGCUGACGCGAUUUCCACGUCUGCAGCAUUGGUUCACCGCGAUGCAGCAGCUGGAUGCCUACGAAGCCAACUGCAGCGGGCUUGAGAAGCUGCGGCAGACGAUGGAGGCCAUAGGCAACUUUCAGUUUCCCUCAUCCUCAUCCUCCUCAUCUGUGGGGGAAGUUGGACCCUAAGCUCUUGAUGGUUAUUAAAUCGUGUGUUUAAUUUAGAUGCAGGCUAUGGUUUGGUAUUGGUAAUUAAAUUUUUGCUGUGAUGGUGAAGGGAAUUGAUUUAAAGUUGGUCUUAAAUCUUUUAAAAAUAAAUAUAUUCUUUAGCACUUAACACUUAAACCUAUACCUUCCUUUUAGUUUUAAGUUCU